GGCACGACGAGGCUUCACCGCAACCACCCCGCAACGACACGUCCGACAGCGGUUUAGCAGACCUCCUACGGGACCUGUCCCUGACGCCACCCCCCCUGCUGGAGAGCACCUCCGGCGAUCCGAUCGCCGCGCCGCCCGGACACCCGGACCCGGCCUCGCAAGAACUGCGGCAAAUCUCGCGGCAGCGUUCGAGUGAUGACCCGGAUGCGACCGAGAGGCGGCAGUCCAGACGGAUCUCUUUAGGUGACAAUGGGCUGCCCUUUGAACUCACCAACAACGAGUUCGUGACGGCGAUGCGGCACUACUACUCUUCCAACAACUUGGGAGGAAGUUGGGCCUUGAAUGCAGAGGACAUCAAGAACCUGCAGGACCAUUCGCAAUGCGUGGACUGGGGUCAGGAGAAGAAUAUUCAGAAGCUGAAGGACGUGCGGAAGGUGGUCCGCAGCAUCUUCUGGGGCUUCGAGGACAUCGCCGACGCCCACUUCACCGCCGACACGGCGCCGGUGCUGGUGGUCUCGGAGGACCUGCGAAGUCGGGUGAAGCGGCUGGCGCAGCAGAUCGUUGAAGGGAAGGC
Messenger RNA from Cladocopium goreaui, 574 nucleotides. NCBI's taxonomy places the organism in Eukaryota, Dinophyceae, Suessiales, Symbiodiniaceae. The record is from the annotation of a GenBank genome assembly.